Molecule: messenger RNA, 1908 nt
Organism: Melampsora larici-populina 98AG31
Lineage: Eukaryota; Fungi; Basidiomycota; Pucciniomycetes; Pucciniales; Melampsoraceae
Product: family 51 glycoside hydrolase
Exons: 16
Coding region: 1-1908 (635 amino acids)
Biological process (GO): L-arabinose metabolic process
Molecular function (GO): alpha-L-arabinofuranosidase activity
Source: RefSeq, a predicted model, not a curated record
AUGCUUAAAUCAUGGAGACACUGUUUGACUGUUUCCGUGCUGUUGUUCUGGCCUGUUGUACAGUCUGAAGAACAAUCUAUCGAUUUAACUGGUUUAACUGAUCUUACUCAAGCGCAAACUCCUAUCAUAGCUGGCGUUGAUCAACUCGGACAACCGCAAGUCGUCGAUGACAUUGGAAAUGAGAGCGGCGGGACCAAAAUCACAUUGUCAGAUAAGCCCUCGCAUAAAAUUCCGAAAUUGUAUGGCAUGAUGUAUGAAGACAUCAAUCACUCCGGUGAUGGUGGCUUAUAUGCUGAAUUAUUACGGAACAGAGCUCUUCAAGCGAAAGAUCCGACCAAAAAUCAAGCUGGGGCUUUAGAGGCUUGGUCUGCCGUCAAUGGCAUCAAAUUGAAGGCUGUAGAUUUAUCUAAAUCCUUACCACUCUCUAAAGCUAUACCGAAUGCUUUGGAAAUCACGGUUAAAGCUGGUAUCAAGAUUGACAAAGACUGGGAUUAUACGGCAUCAUUUUAUGCCAGGAUGUCAAAAAAAGGGGAUGUCAGCUGUGGUCCAGAGAUGUCAAUUCAUCUAAGUAGCAAAUCUAAAUCUUCGGAUGCCUUUGCAGAUGAACGUGUAAAAACUCCUUGUCUUAAUGAAAAAUGGCAAAAAUUUAAAGUCAAACUUCGACCUAGUAGGUCUGCUAAAAGUGCUAACAAUGUAUUCAGCAUCAAAUUCAAAUCUACUUCAAAAAAAGAUGAGGUGGUUUAUAUUGCGUUGGCUAGUCUUUUCCCACCAACAUUUAAAAAUCGUAAAAAUGGUGUUAGGGUUGAUUUGGCUGAAGCCACAGCGGAACUCAAGAGAUCUUUUUUUCGAUGGGGAGGUAAUAAUAUUGAAGGUUAUAGUGCGCAAAAUCGUUGGUUGUGGUUCCAAACUAUUGGGCCAUUGACUGAUCGACCUGGACGCAAAGGGAACUGGGGGUAUGUAAAUACUGAUGGCUUUGGAUUGUUCGAAGUGUUGCAAUUCUGCGAAGACUUGAAGAUGGAAUUCAUUGGAUCCGUCUGGGCUGGUCUCAGUUUGUCACCAUUCAAAUCAGUACCUGAGAAGGAGAUUGAUAAAUACAUACAGGAAGCCAUAGAUAUGGGCCCCGAAUCAACAAAACAAGGUGCCUUACGUGCAAAACUAGGCCAUCCGGCUCCUUUCAAGAUGCGAUACGUUGAGAUAGGUAAUGAGGAUUUCUUUGAUGAAAAGACUUAUGGGUACCGAUGGAAACAUCUAGUACCACCCCUCAUGAAAGCAUUCCCUCAUCUCAAAUUUAUAGCCACCACACUCCCACAUAAACCCGAGCUAUCUCCGCUACCAGCAGGCUGGGAUAUCCACACCUACAGGGAACCAAAGGGAUAUUCUGGGAAAACCCAAGAAUAUGACUCCUACUCCCGAGAGGAACCUAAAAUAUUUCAACUCGAAUUUGCUGCAAAUGGACCCAAGUUAGGGCAAGGUCCCAUUUCUCCGACCCUGGAAGGCGCCCUAUCCGAAGCUGCAUACAUGACAGGUUUUGAAAGAAGUAUUGCUUAUGCUCCAACUUACUGUAACGUUCAGACUCGUGAGGCAUCACAAUGGCGCUCUCAGGGUCAUAAGGACACCUUCAUACCAUGUUCAACAGAUGGUGAAGUAUUUUGGUCAGCCACUGUGGAUUCAUCUGAUAGUAGGAUAUUUCUAAAGUUAGUGAAUAUAAGCCCUAAAACAGAACACAAGUUCAGUGUAGAGAUCCCCUAUACUGCUGCUUCAAAAUCAACAGUAUUCACAUUGAGAGCUUCAAAAAAUUCAGAAACACCACCAAGAAAAAGUAGUCUUACAAUCAAGGCCGAAAAGAGGCUUUCAUAUACCCUUCCCCCUCAAACAUUUGCUGUAAUAAUCAUAGAGAAGGCUUCAUAG